UGAGCAGCCAGGUCUCAUGCAGUUAGAUUUUUCUGAAGACUGAUUUCACAGAGCAAGUCAAGGAAAUGCUGCAGAGAAAACUCUCAAAUGUUUCAGACAAACCAAAGAGCAGCAGCAAGCCAAAGCGAUCGACCAGCUUUGGGAGAUUUGAUGCCUUUAAACAUCAGUCAUCUCCAAUCAAGCCAGAGGAAAAUGGAGAGAUUGUGCUUGCAGAAGGGGAGCCUGGGGUCGAGAGCUGUGAUCAAAGUAAGCCAGGCAGCCUGGGGAAGAAAAUGAAGGCCAUCUCUAUGACCAUGCGCAAAAAGAUGGGCAGGAAGUAUGUGAAAGCCCUCUCAGAGGAAAUGGGCGACAGCACAGAAAGGGACCACGAGGGCGAGGGUGCGGGAGAGACCGAUGGCAGCCAUCCCCUGGGAAAGGGAUCCAGGAGGACCAGCAACUCCCUGGAAAGCCUGUACAGCCACAACAGCGGACAGAGCUCCUCCAGCGGCGUCACCAGUGGCUCUGAUGGCUCUGCUAACAGAGACAGCCUGAGACUGGAGGAAGAGGUCCCGUACACAGGGGCUUUCUGCGGAAGGGCCAGAGUCCACACUGACUUUGUGCCGAGUCCAUAUGACACAGACUCCCUCAAACUCCAGGUGGGAGAUGUGAUUGACAUCAUCAGUAAGCCGCCCAUGGGGAUAUGGACGGGCAUGCUCAACAACAAAGUGGGAAAUUUCAAAUUCAUCUACGUCGACAUCAUUGUGGAGAAGGAGCCUGAGCCAGAGAGGACACGCGGACAGAGGCAGAGCUCAUUGGAGCCUCAGGCCAAGAGCCCCCAGGAGCUGCUGAAAAGGCUUAAUUUAGAGGAGUAUACCUCAUCACUCCUUCUCAAUGGGUACGAGACUGUGGAGGACCUGAAGGAUUUGAAGGAGAAACAUCUAAUCGAGCUGAAUAUGACAGAUCCAGAGCACCGGCAUCGGCUGCUGGCCGCUGUGGAGGGCCUCAUUGACACAGAAACACACGAUGAGGAGGAGAGCAAGGACACCCUUAAAGAGGAGGCCCAGCCCGGCAGCCUGAAGGAGGACCAAAGCGAGUGCCCCAGAGACUCAGGCUGCUACAUCACACCAGAGUGCUCAGACAGCAGCAGAGAUGACCCGGAGGUCCACCCAGCAACACCGGAAACACCCCAGGCCGAGACUUAGCCGUGCGUCCUUUUUGUCCAAGAGUGGCUGUUUGUGCACGUCAUCACCGAGUUCAUUCGGUAAAUUCCACAAUGUACAGUAUACAAUAAGACCUCAAUUUUUCUCUCUGGUUCUGGUCUGUUGAAUUGGUACAACUGACUUUUAGCUGUAUUUAUAAUUCUAAAUAUGAAGCCUUUCUUUGCUUUGUCUCCUGUCCUCUAUACCUCAUGACUGGAUUCUGAUUCCCUGACUCGUCAGUGGCCUAGGUUCCUUGUCAGACCAGGUUACGAGAGUGCAUGAGUAGCCAGGCGAAACAGCAGGGACUAUUUUGAAACAGUAGCGUGCAACAUUGUCUUGAUGGUGUGUGCGUGUGUUGUGUGUGUGUGUGUUUUUGUGCAUGCAUUAAG
Molecule: messenger RNA, 1567 nt
Organism: Megalops cyprinoides (Indo-Pacific tarpon)
Lineage: Eukaryota; Metazoa; Chordata; Actinopteri; Elopiformes; Megalopidae
Product: SAM domain-containing protein SAMSN-1-like
Exons: 8
Coding region: 66-1181 (371 amino acids)
Molecular function (GO): protein binding
Source: RefSeq, a predicted model, not a curated record